Messenger RNA from Parasteatoda tepidariorum (common house spider), 3955 nucleotides. Its product is annotated as tyrosine-protein kinase transmembrane receptor Ror. Gene Ontology annotation, molecular function: transmembrane receptor protein tyrosine kinase activity; Wnt-protein binding; ATP binding. The record is from RefSeq and is a predicted model, not a curated record. Gene Ontology annotation, biological process: multicellular organism development; protein phosphorylation; positive regulation of kinase activity. NCBI's taxonomy places the organism in Eukaryota, Metazoa, Arthropoda, Arachnida, Araneae, Theridiidae. Gene Ontology annotation, cellular component: plasma membrane; signaling receptor complex.
GUGAUGUGACAGUGGCCGCACGAUCCGAUCUCCGUUUAGAACGGUCACUUGUGAACAUGACCAAGCAGAGCGGGGAGAAAGUGAACAUGCGCUGCGAUGUGAAAGGACAAGGCCCUGUAUACUUCAGAUGGUACAAGAACGAAGCCCCAGUUGAAGAAGAAAAAGGUCGCGUAGAAAUAAAGAAAUAUAAUCCUGGCAACGGUCGUGUGGGUUCGAGAUUAAGAAUUUGGAAUCUCGAUAUUCACGACACGGGAUAUUAUAAAUGUGAAGCCCAUGCUGGUGCAGAGGCUUCUGUUAUGGGAGAUUCUGAUGGACCAAGUCAUCUGCCUAGGGUGGAAUCUACGGGGAUUCUGAAAGUUGUUGCAGGUCGAAUUCAACCUCCAGCAACGAUUCCAAAUUUCCCGCCAGUUUUUCCACAUUUCCCUGCUCUUGGUGGAACUAUACCAGAAGUUGAACCUCAGGGCUCUCUUGGAUUCUGUCAACUGUAUCGGGGAGUAACAUGCGUCCAGUACAUCGGGAAUCGAUCGGUCUACGUGAAACCUCCGUUGACUCUCAGCCUCAUGGAAGAGAAGCUGACCGCCGCAUUUACAGUCGUUGCUACAUCACACGACGUGUCAGACGAGUGCCACAAGUAUGCCAUUCCGUCCUUGUGCUUCUUCGCAUUUCCUUUGUGUGACACGGACAGUCCCUAUCCCAUACCACGCCAAGUUUGCAGAGAUGAAUGUGAAGUUCUGGAGAGUAAUAUUUGCCGAAUGGAAUAUUCCAUCGCUAAAAGACAUCCGCUGCUUGGACAGCAGAAGAUACUCCCCGUCUGUGAGGAACUGCCACCUGUUGGAUCGAAAGAGAGUGAAACGUGCAUGCGUCUUGGCAUUCCAAGUGCUGUGAUAGUGGAUAGAGAGGAUACUUGUUUUGAGGGUAAUGGUGAAAAUUAUAGAGGUACAAUGUCAACCACAGUUUCUGGUUAUAAGUGCCAACCGUGGAGUGAUCAAAUAUUCUAUAAAACUGCUGAUUAUCCUGAGCUAGUUGGUGGUCAUAGUUACUGUCGAAAUCCUGGUGGCAAAGAAACUCAACCCUGGUGCUUCACUAAUGAUCCUAGUGUGAGGAAAGAACUAUGCAAUGUUCCUCAAUGUGUGGAUUACCUAUGGCUCUAUAUUCUGCUUCCUACUAUUGCUAUGGUGGCACUUCUUGGUCUCUUACUCGGUUUAUGGUGUGUUCGCAGACGCACUAAACCUUCACCAAAGCCCCCUAUGAAGAAUGCCAAGUCACCUGCUCGCCCAGUAAGCCAUCCAGGUCCGCACCAACAAAUGGAAAUGAAAGCACUCAUACCACGAGCUAACUUACGAGUACCUGAAGUACCUUUGAACUCUAUUCGGUUCCUACAAGAACUUGGUGAAGGAGCUUUUGGCAAGGUGUACUGUGGUGAAUUAUUGAGCUUGCAUGGUAAUGGCACUAUUACUGCUGUAGCCAUUAAGACAUUAAAGGAGAAUGCUACACUAAAGACUCAGCAAGAUUUCCAAAGGGAAGCUGAACUGAUGUCUGAUUUGCACCACCCGAAUAUAGUGUGUCUUUUGGGAGUUUGCAUGCGAGAAGAACCUAUGUGUAUGCUGUUUGAGUAUAUGUCUCAAGGAGAUUUGCACGAAUAUUUGAUUUUGCACUCUCCUAGGUCCGAUGUGUCUGCUAGCAGUGAAGACGGUACACCAAGAAUAUUAGAACUUCCCGACUUCUUGCACAUUGCAAAGCAGAUUGCAGCUGGUAUGGACUAUCUGUCCGGAAACCAUUACGUGCACAGAGAUUUGGCUGCUAGGAAUUGUUUGGUCAGUGAUAAUUUGACUGUAAAAAUCUCCGAUUUUGGCUUGUCCCGUGAUAUAUAUUCUUCUGAUUAUUACAGAGUUCAAUCAAAAUCUCUUUUGCCCGUAAGAUGGAUGCCUAUCGAGUCUAUAUUGUACGGGAAGUUUUCUACUGAGAGCGAUGUUUGGUCGUUUGGAGUUGUUUUGUGGGAAAUAUUCAGCUAUGGCUUGCAGCCCUAUUAUGGCUACAAUAACCAGGAAGUUAUCGAUAUGAUUCGGUCACGCCAGCUAUUACCUUGUCCUGAAGAUUGCCCGGCUCAUAUAUAUGCAUUGAUGGUUGAGUGCUGGCACGAAAUUCCUCCUCGAAGACCUACCUUCAAGGAGCUUCAUACACGCCUUUCCUCUUGGUUAGAUAUUCUGGAACUAUCCAGAAAUUCGAGAGAUCACUCGAGGACUAUUAGCACAGCUCAUUCAACCAGCACAGCACAAAAUGGAAGUCAGCACAGCAGCACAGGGCCUAGCAAUAAUACAGGCUCUACCAACAUGACAAAUAUUAGCACUGCUACUGUUCCAUCAACAGGUAUUCAUGUUCCUGUUUUUCCCCAAGCAAUAUUCUCUAAUGCUGGAAAUAAUAUACUUCAACAGAAACUUGCCAAUAACCACCACUUAGUUCACGGUCCUCACAUCUUAUCAAAUCCACUCCCCAACGAUCAGCUGAGUGUGAUGUCACUUCCAAGGCCGACAACACCCAAUAUCAGGCAGCUACCACCUCAGAUUAUUCCUCCAUAUCACAUGUCCGACGGGAAAAUAUCAAAAGUGUAACCUCUCGGGGCUUUUAGAGAAAGUGAUCAAAUUUAAACUAUGCGUUUUUCCGGUGAAAGGAAAAACUAAAACAAGGUUGUAAAAUAACUUUAGGUUAAUCUUGGCUGUUUCUCUGGCCAGAUGGAACAUUUGUUCGAGAGUUAAAUAGCUUCAAACCAAAGUUGAGUGAAGUUGCUGGCAACACAAUGCUGGAAGCUCGAAAGUUGCUAAAAGAAUUCAAAUAGAUAAUGAUUUUUUUACUUCUGACCAACUGAGAGCUUUAUUUUGCAAAGUUUUUACUCAGAGCUUGUACUCUAUGUUACUUAGUCCAAUACACGGUUGAAAGCGGCUAAAUGGGUUUGUUUUUAAGUGGUACGUCUGUUUACUGCAAUUACUACCAUUUUAAAGUCAAGUGAAUGAAGAUCCAACUUAUUUAGGUGUUUUUACAUGUAAAAAUUGUGCUUUAAUGAAAUUUUAAAUGUGCUUCAAAAUAUCUAGACAUGGAAAUGGAUUUUGCCUUGUUUUAAUAGAAGAGAGUAUAAAUCUGAAAAAUAGAGAUUGCAUUUGAAGUAAAAAUAAUAAUAGCCAGCUGUGGAAAGUAUAGUUUAGAUCUAUCCGUGUGAAGAUUCACCAAUCUUCAAUGAAGUUAGCAGCCAAUGGUUGAAAAGAAUAGCUGUAAACUUGUAAAUAGGUUAUUCUCUUGCAAAAAAAGUAUGCAUUUAGUCCAAAACAAAUUUUUAAAAUUCAUUAAAACAAUUUCAUACUGUUGCUAAUUACAGCUGUGCCAACUUAGGUUUUAUUUUUUGUUACUGAGAAUUUUAAAAUUUAGGAAUUAUAAAUUAUAUUUAAGUCAAAAAGACUUGUACUUAAGUUUUCAUUUUUUUGUAGGAUAAAAUAAAUUAAUAAGUCGUAACAUCAAACCUCAUUAAAAUAGUUUUUAUUUACAAAUCAAAGAAUAAUUUUAGAUGUAAACAUAAGCUUUUGCCAUGUAUUAGUUUAGACAUUAUGUUCCAAAAUUAACACAUUAAUUAAGAAUAAUUUUAAUAGCUGAAUCAAAACAUCUAUAAUGGAGAGAGAAAAAUUGUUAAAUUUGAUAUUUUGAAACAUAUUGCUGUUCAGUUUUAUGUAAAUUCUUAAUCUAAUGUCAAAUUUAAUUGUGAGCACGUUUAACUACGACCUUGGGUGGUUAAAUUCUCAAUUUGUGUAGCUGGUCUACUCAAUAAUUAACAUAAUAUCGUUCACUUAGUUAUAUUUUACAUAAAUUCUUAAUGCUCAUUUCAGAAUAUUUAAUUUCAAGUUUAUUUCUGAACAUGCUACAAGUCUACCAAUCUAAGUUGAAUUCCGGUUAUGUGUUGCUGUCUAUUUUA